Messenger RNA from Brassica oleracea var. oleracea, 1698 nucleotides. RefSeq lists its product as uncharacterized. The transcript has a single exon. Gene Ontology annotation, biological process: protein ubiquitination. Gene Ontology annotation, molecular function: ubiquitin protein ligase activity. Bases 203 to 1543 code for a protein of 446 amino acids. Lineage: Eukaryota; Viridiplantae; Streptophyta; Magnoliopsida; Brassicales; Brassicaceae. Gene Ontology annotation, cellular component: cytoplasm. The record is from RefSeq and is a predicted model, not a curated record.
AAAAAGAAAAAAGGAUCCGUCGUCUUCGUCGUCGUUGUUGACCCCCUUUCAGCCAUUAAAAUCCAUUUCCUUGCAAUCUCCUCCCUUCACCAAACCCCAUCCUCUUGUUUCCUUCCUAGCUCUGAAAGAUCCGGCCUUUUCACGACCAGGUCGUGUAUCUAACCUCUUCUCAGACCUCAAAGCUUCCUCCUUUCGGGAUCCUAUGGAAUCUCAAGACGACGUCACCAAUCAAACCCCAUCUCCAUCGUGCAACCUCUGCGGAAGACUCAUCCCUGAAUCCACCACCGCCCCCGACGAUCUCGAAAUCUUCAGCUUAUGCGGAGACUGCAAGUUCCUCCUCCUCCAAGACUUCGGCACCACCCCUCCUCCCUUGACCCGUCGCCAAACAUCUCGGAGAAGAAGGAUGAGGAUGAGAAGGAGGAGAAGCAGCAGCAGCAGGCAAGGGAGCUCCUCCGAAUCCGUCGCCGAUCAACAACAGCAGCAGUUCACCCAUCUGAUAAGCAUCGCAAGACAGAGCCUCCAAGGUAAUGAAACCAGCUCUCACGCGACACCAGACGGUUCAGCGAGAUGGAGGGUCUUGUCCGAAUCCGAAAGCGAAGAUCUUGAUAACUUGUCGAACGCUAGCUUUAGCCUCUACAGGUUCUCUUCGCUUGGUAGUGCUUACGGUGGUGAGUCUGAUGCUGCUUCCACCGACAUUGAGUUUGACACUGAUAUCGACCCUAUGCACGCUGGUCUGAACCAGUGGAUCUCAGACGACGAAGACAGAGAAUGGGAGGAGGAAGGAGCAAGGCAUAGUAGAACUCCAAGUGAGAGCAACAGCUCCGUGACUCGGUUUGAUUCACUUGACUUAGAGAGAACCUUCCGUCAAAGAAUCAUAGAGAGGAGACAAGCGUUAUCUCGCAACAUCUUCACUGGUCUGGAAGAUUUGGAGUUCUCUCGCUACCCUGGAAACGUUGCUGACUAUCUCGACGAGAGAGGCUUUGAGGAGCUCCUUGAGCAGCUUGCUGACUCCGACAACUCGAGAAGAGGUGCGCCGCCUGCUUCUAUGUCCUGUGUCAGGAAUCUUCCGAGGGUUAUCAUCCGAGAGGAGGGGCUAGAUUGUGCGGUCUGCAAGGAGGUUUUCUCACUCGGUAAUGAGACCACGCAGCUUCCUUGUCUCCAUCUGUACCAUCCCCAUUGUAUUGUGCCUUGGCUUAGUGCUCGUAACUCCUGCCCGCUGUGCCGGUACGAGCUUCCGACGGAUGAUAAAGACUACGAAGACCGGAAGCAGAACGUGGUGGAUGUGGUGAGCGAGGAUAGCUCUUCUGAUGAUGAUGGCACAGAAGGUGGGGAAGAGGAGGAUCAUGAUGUAGUGAGAGGUGAGAGUGAGGCUGGUGUGAGGAGUGUUAGCAGAGGAAGAUGGCUGUUUCUGGCUGCUGCACCUGUUGUGAGUCUGGUUGGGGUUGUGUUGGCAAUGUGGCUUAGCAACCCACAGAGGAGGAAUAUAGUAUUCUCUCAUAGCCAACGAGGGAACAGGAGCAGAAGAUGGUUGCCGUUUUUUUGACAGCAAGUUCCAGUUGUUGUUCCAGAAUGUGUAUUAUUAUUACAGACCCUAAGAUGUUUGAGUUUUUUUUUUGUUUGUUUCUGGAUAUUGACUUGUGUUGUUGUUUCCACAUGUUAGUUUAAUGGAAAGCUUAACCAAAGUUGUGUUGUGUGUUG